This is a messenger RNA of Aureobasidium subglaciale EXF-2481, 1344 nucleotides long. RefSeq lists its product as uncharacterized. Bases 160 to 1194 code for a protein of 344 amino acids. Gene Ontology annotation, molecular function: oxidoreductase activity. Lineage: Eukaryota; Fungi; Ascomycota; Dothideomycetes; Dothideales; Saccotheciaceae. Gene Ontology annotation, cellular component: cytosol. The transcript is spliced from 3 exons. The record is from RefSeq and is a predicted model, not a curated record.
GUGUGCUGUUAAACAGGAGUCAGAUGCAUUACUCUCUCUCUCUCUCUGCGGACAAAAGAUAACCACGAAUCUGCGGUAUCUGCGGACGAACAAAAGACCGUCGACAUUGGGUCUCGGUCGAUCGGCAAAGGACGGGGCGAGCCCGGCGCAUGGACCCUGAUGGAGCUCCACCUCGAGCUCGCCAUCGACCGGCAGUAUUGCGAUAAGAGCAGACCUUCCUCUUUUCCAGAACACGCCGUCGUCCUCAUAGACUCCAUUACCUGGUCAUAUCGCAUGUUCUUCCGUCGACUUGCUCAACCCCUCCGAACCUUGAACUCCAUCGCAACCUUUGUGACACGUCCGAGCCUGUACACAUACCCCGCAUCCCACCACCUCCGCACAAUGGCAUCGGCAAUGGGCAAGCGCCUCGAAGGCAAGACUGUCGUUGUCACUGGAGCUUCCUCGGGCAUUGGAAAGAGUACAGCUAUCGAGUUCGCCCGCACCAGCCCAAAGAACCUGAAGCUCAUCGUCACCGCCCGUCGCUUGGAAGUACUCGAGCAAUUGAAAGAGGAGAUUAAAAAGGAAGUUGGCGAUGGUGUUCAGGUCUUGCCUGUAAGAUUGGAUGUCAGCAACCCCGAGGAAGUGAGAAACUUUGUCGGCAAUCUUCCAGAGGAAUUCAAGGAUAUCAAUGUCUUGGUCAAUAAUGCUGGUCUCGUCAAAGGCGUCGCCAAAGCCCCCUCAAUCGCCGAAGAAGACAUCAACAUCAUGUUCAACACAAACGUCACAGGCCUCAUCAACAUGACCCAAGCCAUCCUCCCCAUCUUCCUCGCACGUGGCGAGGCAGGGGCUGGCGACGUAAUAAACGUCGGCAGCAUCGCCGGCCGCGAACCCUACCCAGGAGGCAGCAUCUACUGCGCCACAAAAGCCGCCGUACGCAGCUUUACAGAUUCCCUGCGCAAAGAACUCAUCGCCACCCGUGUCCGUGUCAUCGAAAUCGAUCCUGGACAGGUGGAGACUGAAUUCAGCGUCGUGAGGUUUUAUGGCGAUAAAAAAGCUGCUGACAAGGUUUAUGAGGGGUGUGAACCAUUGACGCCAGAGGAUAUUGCAGAGGUUGUCGUUUUUGCUGCUGGGAGGAGGGAGAAUGUUGUGCUGGCUGAUACGUUGAUUUUCCCUAAUCAUCAGGCUGCUGCGACUGUUAUGCACAAGAAGACUUGAGACGCGUUUCUUCAUAUGAAGAAGCUUGUGAUGUCGAAAACAUUCUGACGUUAGGGAAUAAUAGGCUGGUGCUGGUGGAAGCAAUUCUUACAAGCGACCACAAUCCAAGAUCUAAAGACACACAGAUUUGUAUAAAGAGAAAAAGAUACC